Molecule: messenger RNA, 630 nt
Organism: Ixodes scapularis (black-legged tick)
Lineage: Eukaryota; Metazoa; Arthropoda; Arachnida; Ixodida; Ixodidae
Product: carnitine O-acetyltransferase-like
Exons: 4
Coding region: 1-630 (209 amino acids)
Biological process (GO): carnitine metabolic process, CoA-linked
Cellular component (GO): peroxisome
Molecular function (GO): carnitine O-acetyltransferase activity
Source: RefSeq, a predicted model, not a curated record
AUGUUCACCUUCAAGGCGUACGGUGCCCGAGGAGUGCCCCACGACGAAAGCAGGAUCUUCACCCAGCUGAUCCGAGUCGUGGAGAUGUCGCCCGAGAGGGACGUCGGCGUGGGCAUUCUGACGGCGGAAGACAGGGACGUCUGGGCGAAAGUGUACGCCACCCUUGGCCAGAAUUCUCAGAACGCGGCGUCUCUGGAAGCGAUCAAGAGGGCUUCACUCGUGGUGUGCCUUGACGGCAGAGUGGAAGACGUGGAUCCCUACGAGGUGGCCUGGCCCCGGCAGGUAUACAAGGGCGGUCCGAACGCCGAAUAUGCAGCCAAUCGAUGGUGGGACAAGCCAGUUCAGGUGAUUGUCGGGGAAGACGGAGGGUCUGCACUUCUCUACGAUCACACAGCCUUCGACGGCACUGCGAUGGCUGGAGUCACGAAUCACUGCUAUCAUUACGCCCAGAAGGCAGGAAGCUUCGAAGCAUCUAAGGACGGCGCGGAAGGUGCUCCUCAGAAGCUGGAAUUCGUUCUUGGGCCUGACAUCUUACACGAAAUAGAAAAUGCAAAAUCGUCCCAUGCAAGGUCAGUAUAUAAGCUGCAAGACCAAUCGAAUAUCACAAUGCGGAAAGCAAUGUAUUUAUAG